AUUUUUAACUUUGUCCACCCCAGUCCAACACCAACACUGCCACAUUAUAUGCAGAGUGAGUAGGAUAGACUCCGGUAGAAAUUAAAAUUAAAAAAAAACAUAUAUGGAUGAAUUUUUUUCUGGGUUGAGGAGUCUAGGAGCCACAAUCUUAAGAUAUAACAAGCCAUUUAAGGCGGAGUUGAGCAAAAAUUCCUUCACUCAAAUAACUUUCUCCUGCUCUUAAUUUCUCUAUUUAUCAACAUCCUGCUUCCUUCAGCCAUUGAGAAAGAUUUAGGUAGGGAUUCUAUGAUUCUAGCUACUUGUUUAGAUUGUAAUGACAUCAAAGAUACGAAGAGAAGGAGGAAAUAUGGCAUUGAGAUAGAGAUCAUACUGAAUGGAAGAGGUAGCUUGAAGGGCUGAAUGGCCUACUGUACUGUGUUGUUCUAUGAAAGACUGAGGGGGCUGGUGCACAUGCGCGCCAGCGCGGCCCGUUUGUUUACACGGAGUGCGUGCGGCAGCAGUCACGUGAGCAGAUGACGUGGGCGCGGGGUGUCGAGGCCCUGCUGGCGAGGGAUCAGGUGAAGGGAAGCUCACAGCUUGGACUCCUUGUCCUGGAAUUAUUGGAGAUGGUGCAGUACCUAACAAGGAAUCUUCUGCAGUACAAUGGGUACAUGCUUUCAUCCACGAUGGAGCUAGCAACUAAUUUUUUUCAUGUGGAAUUUCCAAAUUUUACAAAUACUCUACUACAGAAGUUAAACCAACAGCGUCAAGAGGGACAGUUAUGUGACAUUGCUAUUCAAGUUCAGGGCCAUUUAUUCAGAGCCCAUAGGGCUGUCCUCGCUGCCACUUCACCUUAUUUUUGUGAUCAGGUACUACUGAAGAACAGUAAUCGAAUCCUUCUACCAGAUGUAAUGAAUCCAAAGGCAUUUGAAAAUGUUUUGUUGUUUUGCUACACAGGAAAACUUGUACUGCCAGCCACUGACAUUGUUAGUUACUUAACAGUGGCAAGCUUUCUUCAAAUGUGGCAUGUUGUAGAUAAGUGUACAGAACUUUUAAAAGUGUGCCCAGCAGUUCAUUGCCAGAAGUCUAAUCAUUUGAAUGAUCAUCAGUCACCUAGCAGCAGCAAUUUCAAUGGUUCGGUAGAACCUUCAGAACUUGGGGCUGUGGGGCACCCUGAGUUUCAUAGAAGUGUGAAUGGGGAUUCAAAGGCUGAAAAUGGCGAAGACAGCCCCAAAGAGGAUGACAUGUCACCACCCCAAUUAAUGGAUCAUGACAACCUGCCUAGCAAUUCCUCUGGGGAACAUGAUCAUUUAAGUGCAGAAAUGAGCAGUCAGGAUGGUGAGGAAGGAGCAAGCGAUACUAUAGAGUAUCCAUAUACCAGGCCAAUCUAUAGUCGACCUAGUAUAAUGCCUCACAAGCAGUGGGUUUAUGUGAAGCAAGAGAAAUUUGAAGAGGACUAUGGUGAUGGAACAUCAUGCCCUACUGCUGAAGAGCAACGUAUCUCUGAAUCAGAAAAUCUUACUCAGGCUGAACCAGUGAUCCAAUCUUCCAGCAUUGAUGACAGCUUUAAUGUUGUUGCUGCCAAAACCCAGGAGAUUUUUAAAGAUGGUCAUGAACGUAGUUCUUAUGAUGAACAGGUUGAUUACUAUGGUUCAUCACUGGAUGAAUUUUCAUCUGACCGGGGAGAGAUAAAUGUCAGUGCGCACCAUCAGGACCCUUUAAUGGCAGCUGAAAUGCAAGUGAAUCGAUUGCCAGGCUAUGGUGUUGAAGCUGAACUAGGAACGGGUGUCAGCGAAAAGACCUCGCACUCUGGUUUUACAGCUGUUGUUUACAAACUUUACCCUUGUCAAUGUGGCAAAAAUUUUACUCACAAGAGUCAGCGAGAUCGGCACAUGAGCAUGCAUCUAGGUCUUCGGCCUUACGGCUGUGGUGUUUGUGGUAAGAAAUUUAAAAUGAAGCACCAUCUUGUUGGCCACAUGAAGAUCCACACUGGCAUUAAACCGUAUGAGUGCCACAUCUGCAGUAAGAAAUUCAUGUGGCGAGACAGUUUUCAUCGUCAUGUGACAUCAUGCACUAAGCUGUAUCAGGUACCUGAUGUUCGCUGACAAAGCAAAUGGGCCAACUGGCUCAUUGAAUGAUAUAAGGUACUUUAUGUAGUGAAGACAUUUGAAGUGCUUUUGACUCAUUUAGUGGUGUUCUCAUAUCCAGUAGAAAAUCAACAGUCUCAGUAGUGACAGCCUGGGCAUCAGUUGAACUGUGUUGGUGCCAUAACAACACUUAUUUGACCAAAACAUUUUUCCAGUCACGUUACACUUAAGUAUUGCACAAUUGUGAUCUUUGGCGAAUCGAAAUGAAGAGUUGAGCCUUACAUAUAAAACUGAAUGGAAAGAAGGAAAAGCAAAACCAAGAAUAGACUUUGAAUGGUAUUUUGCUAAUAUGUUGUAUGCUGCAUUUGCACACCAAUACUGUUAAAUUUAGACUGGAAGUAUUAUGUGUAGAAAUGCUGUUCAACUAACAAAGGCAAUUCUUUGUAACAGAGGAUUGAGGUAGCAGCUUAAAGUGACUUUGGUUUUCAUGCAAGUGAUUAAACGUAAAAGUGAAAAUUGUCUACAAUCAUUUGCUCUUGCAAAGGGUCUGUGUGGACAUGACAGGCCGAAUGGUCUCCUUUUCUGUAACCAAUCUAGAAUGUUGUACUUGAAGGUUGAAAAGGGUACUGUCAUUGCAAUUACACUUAAAUUGCUCUGUUGUUGAACCUAAUUCUGAACAACAAAAUUAUACCUGGGUUUUAUGAUUUAGUGGUAAGUGGUAAACUCAGACCUCUGGUGUUAAUUAGUUCUAAAUGUGAUCUGUAUGAGUAGGCCACAGGUUAGUUUGCAGACAGCAUAGAAAUUCAAAUUACAUGAAAGCUUCUGAACUUUCAACAAGACUUGUUUGAGAUGUUGGAUGAUGAGAACAACAGUUCAUGAAAAGCUUUGAAUAAUAUUGGAAUAUUUGACACAGUAGCAGUGCGUACUUCAUACUUGUCACAGUUGAUAUCGGCUUUAUAUAACUAAACAUACAGGAGAUUGACAGUAAUGAAGAUAGUCGGUUGAUAGGUAUUUUUUAUUUAUAUACUGUAUAUAUUUGCAGUUGUUAUAUCUUUGGCACAGUAAAUAUUGAACACAAGUAUUGGAUAAUGACUAUCUUAUUGGUGGUUUAAAUAAUCAAUUAUUAGUCUGGUAAGUAGAAGUUUCCUUUCAAUUAAACAUUGCUCAUACAGACAUAGGCCCUUGAAACUGUGACCCAAUAAUAAGACAAACAGUUUUUGGAGGAAAGAGGAUAGGAAUAAACAAGUGAGACAAAAGAUUGCUUUCCAGCAACCAAAGCUGAGAAUGCAGGAUUCAAUAGAACAGCUUUUUGGUCCAAUCAGUAGUUAAUCAAUAUCUUGUAAACAUGCAUAGGAAAGUAUCUAAAGUUAGUUGUUUUCUUGAAAAUGGCCAGCGAUGUUCUGUCUGAAUGAAACACUUGACAAUUACACAUCCAUUCAGUGAUUAACAUUACCGUAAUUAGGCUGGAGGACUAAAUGCAAUCUUGGUAUGAAAUACUUGUACUUUGGGAUUUUAGAUUACAAAAGACUGCAAACAGUUGAAUUUUAAUUUGUAAUAAAUGUAGCAAUAGUUAGCUAUAAACCACCUUGACCCUGAAGUGAUGUGAUCAAUAUAUAUUAUUGCAAAUAUAGUGCUUCCAGUCUGCUACAGUUUUUAUACCUUUUCCAGAAAAUCUCAAUACAGGCAUUCCUCUGUAUCCAUGAGGGUUUUGUACCCGAGAACCCCUGCAGAUGAUGGAAUUCACCGGAGAACAUUAAAAAUAUGUUGAGAUAUAGCAGAAAACAUGAUUUUUGUCCACUGUGUUGAUUUUUGUGAACUUAUUUUUUGGUGGUGAGUUUGCGAUUCAUGAUUUUGUGGAUACUGAGGAUUUCUGUAUUUGCAAGUGGUACCCAUAGAGGACUGCUACUUGUGUAUUCAUAUCCAUUCAUCCUCUGUAAGUUGAGUCACUAGAUAGUUUGGCUCUGAAACACGUUGCUGUGAGUUUGAAAGCAGAUAUUAAUCUGAUGUCUGAGCUUGGAAUUUUAGAAUGUUGUUAAUGGAUCAGCUAGGUUGAUUCAUUGGUGGGAUGUGGAAACAUAGGUUUUCAGUGAGAGUUGGUUGACAUUGACCAAAUGGAUAAGCAGCAGCAAGCUUACCAGUAUUCUCUGCUGACAAGUUGCAGAAUUGUAAACUGUCCAAACUUUAGAAAUGUCCGAAUACAGUUUUGAAGAUUUCUAAUUUUGCCCAGAUUUUCUGGGUUUUGUUAAGUAGUGUGUGCCAUAAGAAGGGAAGGACUUGUUGACUAUAAUUUUUUUCCCAUUAUCAAGAAUCUAAACUGAUUUGCUUUUUAAAACUGCAACCUUUGUGAAUCACAGCUGUAUCUUAAGUUGAAUGGUAAACUUGAAGGUGAAAUAGGUAGGUAAUCUAAAUUAUAAACUUGUCAUAGAUUUUAAUCUGGGCAUAAAAUUGACACUGCAGAUUAGCUGAUUUUUUUGAACAGGGGUUGGGUAGCCAAUUUUCUCUGCUGUUGGUUUGAAUGGAUAUGAAAAUCAGGCAGUUUCCCUAACAGAUAGCCAACCUGGAAUAUCAGGCUCUUGGCCAAGUAGCAAGUUUAAAGUCUAUUCCAUUGUAUUUCAGUUAAGGUUUGUUGCUCAGCCUCAAGUAUUGAAACUUGUAAUGGCUGAUUUCGUAAUUACAUACAUAGGAUCACAUAAAGAAUUAGUGAUAUGAAUGACCGGAGUCUGCCUUUCCAGUACCAGCAGGAUUUAUCAAACAUUGUGGACAAUUUGAUUGGUAUGGGGAGAGAGGGAGAAGGGAUCUGUUUGUGCCUUGACGAUUAGAGGGAGAUCGAAGUGAUGUUUAAUCUUUGAAUUCCAUUGCGUGUCCUUUUCUAGUAACAAGUUAAUUCUGAAAUAAAAUAAAAGGUACACUGUAAUGGGCUAUUUGAGCUUAUUCAACACUUUCUCCACAAAAUAGUCCAUGUCAGAAUCAUACACACUUGCAUGAUUUAACUUUUUUUUUUGAAAAAGGACUGAGAACAAAAUGUCAACACAGUUUAUAUCCCACCAUUUAGUAGCUUUUGAUUCAUUUAUAUAUUUUAAUAAUUUAUUUGUGAACAUUAAAUUAGUCUAGUAAUGAUUUGUAAAGUGCCAUUUUAAAAAUAUACAGUUCAUGAGGGAUAGUGGAUUUUUGUUGUCGGUAGUGCAUGGCUAAGUGAUUUAAUAUUAUUAGACUUAAUUCAUUCUCAUUUUAAACCGGUUUCCAAUAGACCAGCUCAAAACAACUUUUAUAAUCACUUACUUGCUAUUGUAUUUUACUGAAAGCUUCCAACAGAUUAUCUUUACUUAGUGUUCAUUAUGAGAAAGUACAAAUUUGACACUUGGUAAAUCUUUGCAUAUUCAAUCAGUGACUCAGUUUCUUUCUAUCUCUCUCCCUGUGUAUCUCUCUCUCUCUCUCUCUCUCUCUCUCUCUCUCUCUCCCCCCUGCCCAACCCCGUUUCUUACUCCAAGCCCACUUCCCAACCUUCAAUAUACUGUCUUCGCAGACUAAAUAGCAGUCAGUACAGCAAGACCAGGGAAAUGGAAUGAAAGUAUUUAUUUUGGCUUAGGGAAAUAGCACUUAUAUACAACACUGAAUACUCUGCUUCACAUUUGAACUUUAAUGAUUCUAUGUGGAUGUAUUACAGGUAACUAAACUGUUUUGCAACAAACAGUUUCUUCGUUAUGACAACCUGCACCUAAUUGCACAAAGCUAAUUUUGUGGCAUUGUCUUAUUUAAGAUAUAGUCCUUAUUUGAUUGAUACUCUGUAUGUUUCUGAUAUCCUUUGAUGAAUUUUUACGACAAAUGGAAUAAAAUUUGAUUCCCCAUCACCCCAAAAUACCUGCAUGUUCUCUGUUCCUGAAAAAGGUUUUAUUGCUGUCACUGAUCAUAGUAUGUUAUCAUUUUAUACUGGCUUUGCAAAUGCCAUUGCUGCCAUCACAAUGCAUAUAUUACGGGAGCAAUACCUUUGUGUAAUAUGACAGUAACAUUGGGAAAAACUGGUUUGGAAAUACUAUAGGCAACAUGGAAUAAUAAGUGACUACGUUUCAACUAAAACUUGUUAACAACUUCAAAAUAGUAUUUUGAAUCCAUUACUGUUCCAUCAUUUCUCCCAUUAGCCAUUUUCAUCUUUAUUUGAAAUAAUCUAAAAUUAAGUGUAAUAAAGGUGGUAAGUAAAUGUGCACUGAUUAUUUUAUUAGAUUACAGAAUUUUAGUUUCAGAUUUUGAAAUUGAUAGUUUAUUAUAUCAUAGAAUAAUAUAAUUGAUUUUAGACUUUUUAUAUAUAAUAAAAAUGAUGAGUUAAAGCAGUUAUUGUUUUCCAAGGCAUAAUUGACUGGUUACUAACAAAAGACUUAUUGCAGAAAUAUACUUUGAAGCAUUUGAUCAGUGAAUUACAGUAGUUGCAAUAAUUGACUUGCUCAUCUUUUGAAAGACAUUCUCGUAUUAUAACUUCAAAAAUGUGACCUUUUCUGUGAUAAAUAUUCAGUAUAACUCCAUACAGUGAGUUUCAGGCAGUUAUCCUGUCUAUGUAAAGGCUAUGUAAAACUCUAUGUUGUAAUGCUACCAAAUAUCAGAUGUAAACGUUUCAAGUGCUAGCUGCAACAAACUUAGGUUGUGUGAAAUGUAUUUACUAUAGAUUUUUUGAUGCCAAGUGGAAUUUCAGUGAAUUUAAGAAUUCCUCUCUAUUGCACAUCAUUAGUUUGUCAGGUUUCCCAUUGUGUCAAAGUAUUGUUAUCUAUGUGUUAACACGGCUAAGCUUUGAAAGUCAUAAGUUCAGAUAUCCACAAAAAGUACCAUGCACAUCAAGCACAUUUCUGGUACUGAGCUUAAGUCAUUAUGAAUGACUAAGGGAAUAACCAUGAUGCCGAAUUAAGGUACUGUAUAGCAAAAUGCUCAGAAUGUACUAUUGUGUGAUUGUUGCUUGUGUACUAUGCUAUUUGUGACAAUAUAAUCAUUGAAUAUAAGGUGAUUAAUUAGGCUUUUGUUUCAUAUUGCAUCUUUAGUUCUAGAUCCUGGUUCUUUAUUUUUAUUAGCUAUUACAAAAUAUAUAUAGCACAGAGCCUCAAUUUGAGUAGAUAAACAGCAUUUUUGAAUGAUUUGAAAGGUCAAGCAACAAGAAUGCAAUUUUUCCUUAUCUGUAUGAUGAAUCAGGAGAUCUGUGUAGUUUUGCUCUCUCUGGUAUAAUGUUAUGAAUAGUAAUGUUUAUAUAAUUGGCCUUAAAACUACUUUGUUUCCUUCGCAAUUUUCUUCAACCUAUAAAUCAUAAUGCUAUUAAUUCGGUGCCUGUUUUGGAAGGAGAAAAUGAAGCCUUUGAAAAGCCUAUUUAGCUCCUUCCUUAAAUUCCUUCCUUUAGAAAAUAAAAUUUCAAAAUAUGUUUAGCAAUGAGACUACCAUUUUUUUUUAAAAAGUAAAGAAGCUGUGCGUUUAGAAAAUUUUGACACAUAAUGCAUCUUGUCAUUUGACCUUUCUAGCAAAAUGCAAGGCAAACACUGCAAUAUUUUUUGAAAUAUUGCAGUGCUCCAAUACCAGUGUGUAUCAGAAAAAUAUUUAAAAAAGAAGCAUCAAAUUGAUAUUGUCUUCAAAUCUAGUUUUAAAAUCAAGUGGGUCACUACAUGAUAUUCUGUGUUUGUUUAACCUAUGUCGUUAGGUUUUCAAAUAUAAAUGGUCAUUCUUUCUGAACAAUUGAUAUCAAAGUUGUUUAUUAACUGUUAUAUCACAAGUGUUCAUGUUUUGUCUAAUGUUAUUUAAAAAGUGCUGUCAAUGUGAAUUUACACUGAAACUAACCACAAUAAUGUCAGCUAUUAUGUGAAUCUAUUUUUUUCUUUUUGUGGUUUAAUCUUCUCUUUAUAUUCUGAUAAGUAAACAGUAUAUGGCUUGUUUAUUUCAAGUGCCAAUGCUGUGAGUAUUAACUUCUUCUCAUAGAAGAAACUGUGACUGUUUGUAUCACUACAUAGAGUAUAAUAAAUGUAAACGGACUUGGAUGAUUUGCUUGUUUGCUUGUUCCACUUUUUUUCCCCAAAAUAACAGGACUUUGAAUUUCAAUUUGAAUUGAAAAGAAAUCUGGUCUUUGGGUUAGAUUAAGUAGUGUUUAAAGUAAUAGUAUUAAGAUAAGUUCUCUAAUAUGUAUUUGACAUUUGUUAAACUAGAGGAAGUGAACUUAAAGGGGGAUAAUGUUAAAGCAGGGUAGUUUAGCUCGGUGGAAUACUCUCCUGUGUGAUGUGGGAAGUCAGGAUGACUGUGCAGCAGCUACUCAAAACCCAUGUUUUGAAGCUGGACCAGUGAUUGUAUUUGCUGGAGCAUCCACAAGACUGAGAUAUUUGUGGAUAGCUGCAGAGUGUGGCUAUCACAAUACAGGUACAGAGUAAAUGGGCAGAAAGUUAAUGGGUGAGCACCAAACAGUAAAAAACACUAGGUAGGUAGUACCCUGGAUCCAGAUCCCCCUUGAAUAGAUAUUUUCAUUGGGGAUACUACUGGGGGAGAUGGUUCUCUCUGGAUUUCCCUGAGAGACCAAGGCUGUAACACCACAAAUGGCUGCAUGGAUGAGGGGUGGAAGGGGUACAAACAAAAAAGUUGAAAGUAAUAGUGAUAAGGAAGUCUAUUGUAAAGGGAACAGAUAGAUGUUUAUUUGGCUGCAGACAUGGCAUCAGAAUGGUCUGUUGUCUGUCUGAUGCCAGGUCAAAGAUUUGAAUGAGUGACUGCAGAACAUUCUGAAGUGGGAGGGUGAACAGCUAAAGGUCAAGGUGUACAUCAGUACCCAUGACAUCGCUAAAAAGAGAGUGGAAUCCUGCAAAUGAAAUGUGGCAAGCUAGGAAAUCAAUGGCUGGACCUCAGAUAAUAACUCAGGAUUAUUCUCAAUGUCACGUGCUAAAGAAACCAAGGACAGAAAAAUGGACGGUUGAAUAUGAGGCUGAAGAAAUGGUACAGGAAGAGGAUUUAUAUUCCGGCAACAUUGGGACUGAUUCUAGGGAAGAUGAAACCUCUUCAAACUGGAUGUAUUACACCCCAGCAGGAGCAGGAAUGGUAUCCUUGUAGGGGCGUUCACUAGAACUGGGGUAAGAGUUUAAACUAGAAUAGCAAGAGGAUGUGAACCUGAGCUGGGAAACACAAGAAAUGGAAACCGGGAUAGAAGUAAAAGGUGGAAGAUUAGAAAGCAAAUAUGGAAGGCAGAGGAAAGGAGGUUAGCAGCAAAUAAAGCCAUAGUACAAAAAAGAUGUGUAAUAAUGUUAGCUAUGCACCUAAUGGUACUGUAUCUGAGUACAUGGAGAAAUUGCAAUAAGAUAUAUGAAUUAACAACAUAAAUAGUUAGACAUAUGGCUGCAGGAUGACUAGAAUAUCCACGGAUAUUCAGUAUUAGGAAGGGUAGGUAAAAAAGGAAAGGAAGGCUAGCGUUGUCAGUAAUAGUUGAAAUCAACAAUGGUGAUAAAUAAUAUUGGCUUGGAAAUCAUAGAUGCAGAAUCAGUCUUGGUGGAACCAAGAAUCAACAAGGGGCAGAAAACACUAAUGGAUGUUGUCUAUAGGCCUCCAAACUGUAAUGAUAAGCUAAGGAGCAACUUUAAACAGUAAAUUAGCAGUGCAUGUUACAAAGGGGCUACAGUAAUCAUUGAUGAUUUUAAUCUAUUUGUAGACUGGAUUAAUCACAUUAGCAACAAAACAUGAUAAAUUGCUAGCUCUUAAAAUUCUGCAUGCAGGAUUCUACUUUUUUUGUUAGCUACAUCAUUGGUUCAAGAGUUUUUUAAGUCAGUAUGCUGAAGAACCAAUGUGGGAUACAGCUAUUUUAGAUUUGGUAUUGUUCAAUGAGAAGGGAUUAACUAAUAAUCUUGCUGUACAAAGCCUUUCAGUGAAGAAUGACCAUAAUGUGAUUCUCAUUGGGAUAGAAAGUUAAAGAAGUCCAAUCUAAACCUUGGGUCCUAAAUCUAAACAAGGAAACUAUGAAGAUGAGGCAAGAGUUGGUUGUAGUAGAUUGAUUAUUAGAUCUAAAGAGAGUCAGUUAAAGUUUCUGGAAAAAGUAGCAAGCCUGAGAACUGAGAGCAGUUUAGGAUUCAGCAAAUGAGGACCAAGAGAUUGAUUAAGAGGAGAAAAAUAGUGUGUGACAGUAAAUUUGCAGAGCACAUAGAAAUAGACUGUAAAAGCUUCUAAAAAUAUGUAAAAAGAAAAAGAUUAAUGAAGAUAAAGGUCGGUCCCAUACAGUCUGAAAUGGCAGAAUCGCUUAUGGGAGAUUGUGGUGUAAAAUUAUGUCCCAAUACAUGUGUGAAUCAUAAUGUAACACAUGUAUUGGGCCAAGCAGUGGAAUG
This is a messenger RNA of Chiloscyllium plagiosum (whitespotted bambooshark), 10375 nucleotides long. NCBI's taxonomy places the organism in Eukaryota, Metazoa, Chordata, Chondrichthyes, Orectolobiformes, Hemiscylliidae. The record is from RefSeq and is a predicted model, not a curated record.